Molecule: messenger RNA, 1424 nt
Organism: Strongylocentrotus purpuratus (purple sea urchin)
Lineage: Eukaryota; Metazoa; Echinodermata; Echinoidea; Camarodonta; Strongylocentrotidae
Gene: opa3
Product: putative OPA3-like protein CG13603
Exons: 2
Coding region: 91-558 (155 amino acids)
Biological process (GO): regulation of lipid metabolic process
Cellular component (GO): mitochondrion
Source: RefSeq, a predicted model, not a curated record
CUUUAAAAAGGCUGCUACAAUCAACUCACAAAUUAUUUUGUGUAUUGCAUCAGUGGUCAGCUCAGAAAAGGCUGUUAAUUUCUAGUCAAAAUGGUUUUCCCGAUUAUAAAACUUGGAACCCUUGCAAUAAAGCAGGUCAGCAAGCCUUUGUCAAAGGCGAUUCGAAAUAUGGCAAAAGACAGUCCAUUUAUGAGGAAAUACGUUUGCAUGCCUCCAGCUCAGUUUUACCAUUGGCUGGACGUGAACCUGAGAAUGAGAAUUCUUGGUCUAGGAAAAGCCACUGAAGUCAAGCCUCUGAGUAGCGAAGCAGCAGUAGAACUUGGAGCAGAGAUCAUCAGUGAAAGUUUUCUCUUUUCCGUUGCGACGGCAACAAUCGCAUUUGAAUAUUGGAGAUCUUCAAAGAAAGAAGACCAGCACGAAUCUCAACAGAGUUCGGACAUUAAGAAGAUGCAGUCUCAGGUUCAGGAGCUUGGGCUCCUCAUUGAAGAACAAGAUGCAAAGUUACGAGAAUUCAAUCGAUUACUAGUCGAAUAUGCACCAUCGUCGAAGAGAAAGUGAAGAUAAUUAAUCAUUUUAUAAUUGUAUAGAAAUAAUUUAUCAAGAUCAAAGUCAAUAAUUGAUUUAUAAGUCUAACUUUUUGCACUAUUGCAAAUAUGAUCUGCAGAUUAAGGUCUCACAACUACAUGUAUGUAGGAAGUGAUAAACUAUAAAGUAUAUAUUUUGAAAGCAGAGUGUGAUAAUUAUGUAAUGUUUAUGUUACUCAUAUGCAAUGGUUAUUUAUCACAGAAAUGCAAUAUGUUGACUUAUUGUGAUUGAUGCACCUGCCUUAUGGAUUCUUUAUUUCUUUUACUUUUUAAAUUUUCUCUUCAAAUAAUUCUUUGAAGAAAUGUUUGUAUAUAAAUCUGCUUUCACACAAGAACCAAAUGAGAAUAACAUUUAUCUCACAAGUACUUGGUAGAUACAGGUAUUACAAAAUGUCCUAGUACUAAAUUUAGAAAAGUGUAAAUUUUACAGAUCAGUCCUGAAAUAGUUAUGUUUGUCACAGAAUUGUGUCACAUAUGAAAUAAGGAUUUUGUUCAUCAUGCAUGUACCAUACCUGCUCCCCACCAUUGACAACUCUAAAAUGUUUCUAGCUUUGUUAAUAUACUAGCAAUAUCUCUUGUUUCAGUAAAAUAAUAAAUGAGGAUAAAGUAUAUAUACGUCCUAGGUAAAAGAGAAAAAUCAUCCAGUGAUGUCUAAAAGAGAUUUGCCUCUUUGUAUUUCUAUUUGGUUCUUCAUAGUGUUUCAGAAUGGCAUCUGGGAUAAAAUAUCAUUGUCGUUCGUUACAUCUGUACCUAAAGCAAUAUUUUGUUUGUUUUAGUUGUUGUCUAUCUGGUUGUCCCAAACACUUCAGAUGGAUUUUUCAACGUGACCCCCACCCCCCC